AUGUCCCCAAUAGAAAUCGUUACUGAAUCAGUUAAUAAUGGGCGCACAGGUGAGCUUGAGUCUAUCCAAUAUACCCAAUCUCAAGUCGUUGGUCACGGCUCUUUCGGUGUCGUCUCCCAGACUCAGAUAUUGCCCAGCAAUGAAAUAGCCGCCAUAAAGCGGGUUCUUCAGGAUAAGCGUUUCAAAAAUAGAGAACUUCAGAUUAUGAAGUUGGUACACCACAGGAAUGUUGUAGAUUUGAAGUACUACUUCUACACAAACAACGACAAAGAUGAAUUGUAUUUGAACCUAAUUUUGGAGUUUGUUCCAGAGACUUUGUACAAGGCUUCACACUAUUACGUGUCUAAGCGUUUGUCAAUGCCAGCAUUAGAGGUGAAACUAUACACUUAUCAAAUGUUCCGUGCGUUGAAUUAUAUCCACACCCAGGGUAUAUGUCACCGUGACAUCAAGCCACAGAACUUGCUAAUUAAUGCGGAGACCGGUGUUUUAAAACUUUGCGAUUUUGGGUCUGCCAAGAUUUUGAACCCAGCAGAACCCAAUGUUUCAUACAUCUGCUCCAGAUAUUAUAGAGCUCCGGAGCUCAUUUUUGGCGCAACGAAUUACACCACCAAAAUUGAUGUAUGGUCUGCUGCAUGUGUCAUGGCUGAGAUGAUCAUGGGCCAACCGUUGUUCCCUGGUGACUCCGGUGUUGAUCAGUUGGUGGAGAUCAUCAAGAUCUUGGGCACACCAACCCGAGAACAAAUCAAAUGCAUGAACCCGAACUACACGGAAUACAAAUUCCCGCAAAUAAAACCGAUUCCGUUGUCCAAGAUCUUCAAGAAGAUGCCUACGGACUGCAUUAACUUUUUGGCUCAGAUAUUGGAAUAUUCUCCAAAUGAACGAAUCUCAUGUGCUCAAGCUUUGGCAGAUCCCUACUUCAACGAGUUAAGAAAAGAGGGUACCAUGUUGCCUAACUAUAGAAAGUUGUUCAGCCAGCAAUUCUACAGUACUUCAUCGCAUAACCCAUAUCAAAGCAAUGCUAAUUACCAGUUGUACUCAAAUCAGCCGGACUCUAGAGAAUUGCCUGAGUUGUUUGACUUCGACGACCGGGAGUUGUCAAUGGAGCCUAGUUUGAACCAUUUAUUGGUUCCAGAUUUCGCUCACAAACGGUUAAAGAUCACCAGGGGAUCUUCAUUGGAGGACUUCGCUCCGAUGUCCGAAGCCGAAAUGAAAGUCACAUUAGAGUAA
Metschnikowia bicuspidata var. bicuspidata NRRL YB-4993 is the source of this 1227-nucleotide messenger RNA. It is a transcript of the gene RIM11, whose product is annotated as serine/threonine protein kinase. Gene Ontology annotation, cellular component: cytoplasm. The transcript has a single exon. Gene Ontology annotation, biological process: protein phosphorylation; signal transduction. Bases 1 to 1227 code for a protein of 408 amino acids. Lineage: Eukaryota; Fungi; Ascomycota; Pichiomycetes; Serinales; Metschnikowiaceae. Gene Ontology annotation, molecular function: protein serine/threonine kinase activity; ATP binding; protein serine/threonine/tyrosine kinase activity. The record is from RefSeq and is a predicted model, not a curated record.